AUGGCUGCCUCCGCUGACAGUCAGGUCUUCCGGGCCACCACCACCGCCCCCGUCAACAUCGCCGUCAUCAAGUACUGGGGCAAGCGCGAUGCUGUUCUCAACCUUCCUACCAACUCCUCUCUCUCCGUCACCCUUUCGCAGCGUUCCCUCCGCACGCUCACCACCGCUUCCUGCGCUCCUUUCUACCCCGCCAAGGACGAGCUCACCCUGAACGGCAAGCCCCAAGACAUCCAAUCCUCUAAGCGUACACUUGCUUGUCUGGCCAGCCUGCGCGCCCACCGUCGCGAGCUCGAGGAUGCAAACCCCUCGUUGCCCAAGCUGUCCAGCUUCCCUCUUCGCAUUGUUUCCGAGAACAACUUCCCCACCGCCGCCGGUCUCGCCAGUUCGGCUGCCGGGUUUGCGGCCCUCGUUCGUGCCGUGGCAGACCUUUACCAGCUGCCCCAGUCGCCCCGUGAUCUGAGCCGCAUCGCUCGUCAGGGCUCUGGUUCCGCCUGCCGUUCUCUGAUGGGUGGUUAUGUCGCCUGGCGCGCUGGAUCCUUGGAGGAUGGAAGCGACAGUUUGGCAGAGGAGGUUGCGCCGCAGUCUCACUGGCCUGAAAUGCGUGCCCUCAUCCUGGUUGUCAGUGCCGCAAAGAAGGAUGUCCCCAGCACUGAGGGUAUGCAGACGACCGUCGCUACCUCGAACCUUUUUGCUACCCGCGCGAGCACUGUUGUUCCGGAGCGGAUGGCUGCCAUCGAGACCGCCAUCCAGAACCGCGAUUUCCCCGCCUUCGCAGAGAUCACGAUGCGCGACUCCAACAGCUUCCACGCCACUUGCUUGGACUCCUGGCCUCCGAUCUUCUACAUGAACGACGUCUCUCGCGCUGCCGUCAGACUCGUCCAUGAUAUUAACCGCGCAAUCGGCCGGACCGUCUGCGCGUACACCUACGAUGCGGGCCCGAACGCUGUCAUCUACUACCUUGAGAAGGAUACCGAGCUUGUUGCCGGUACCGUCAAGGCUAUCCUUGGUGAGAAGACGGAGGGCUGGGAAGGUCCCUUCUACACGCCUCUGAAGGACGUUACCACCCCCGGCGUGUCCCUGGAUGAGAUCGACCCCCGCACCGUGGAGUCGCUCAAGGAUGGCGUGAGCCGUGUGAUCUUGACCGGUGUUGGCGAGGGCCCCAUCUCAGUGGACCAGCAUCUUGUCAGUGAGAAGGGCGAUAUUCUUUCUGCCUAG
Molecule: messenger RNA, 1215 nt
Organism: Aspergillus niger
Lineage: Eukaryota; Fungi; Ascomycota; Eurotiomycetes; Eurotiales; Aspergillaceae
Exons: 2
Coding region: 1-1215 (404 amino acids)
Biological process (GO): isoprenoid biosynthetic process; isopentenyl diphosphate biosynthetic process, mevalonate pathway
Cellular component (GO): cytosol
Molecular function (GO): ATP binding; diphosphomevalonate decarboxylase activity
Source: RefSeq, a predicted model, not a curated record